UUUUUCCUCUAUUCUCUUCAUUCCACUCGCUCACUCUCGCUCUCACUGUCACUGUGUUCCAAUCUCUUACUCGCAAACUUUCUUCUUCAAAAUUUCAACUCUCUCUCUCUAAAACUCUGUUUCGAUCGUCAUGGCGGGUGAUAACACUCCUAACUCCAUGAAAGAAUCCUCAACGAACGUACCUUUGGAAGAUGCACCAUCAUGCUUACAAUACUUUGACCAUCUGUUUUCUAGUGGAAAACUGGAUGCUUUUGAGUCAUUGAAAAUGUCACGGCUAGCCGUAAGUCGAAACAAACAGAAACUUUUAGGAAAAUGGCUAGCAGAGGAUAAACUUGAAUGCACUGAAGAGCUUGGUGACCUUGUGAAGAAAGUGGAUAAAGACCUGGCAUUGAAAAUAUAUACUAAAGCAAGUGCCACACCAAAGGUUAUUGCAGCUUUUGCUGAGAGGAGGGAAUAUGAUAAGAUUUUGACAUACUCAAAGCAGGUUGGAUACACUCUUGAUUACAUAUUCCUUCUGCAAACAAUAUUGCAAACAGAUGCCCAGGGUGCUCUAGAUUUUGCUCUGAUGAUGUUGCGAAUGGAGGGGGGUUGCCCUGUUGACUACAACAAAAUAGCCGAUCUGUUUCUUCAGAGGAAUAUGAUCCGUGAGGCAACUACCUUUUUGUUGGAACUGCUGAAGCCAGACCUACCUGAACAUGGACAUCUUCAAACAAAGCUGCUGGAAAUCAAUCUUAAGACCUUUCCAAAUGUUGCUGAUUCUAUAUUGGCAAAAGGCGUGUUUAGUCAUUAUGAUCGUCCACGUAUUGCUAAACUUUGUGAAAAGGCCGGCCUUUUCAUCCGGGCUCUUCAGCAUUAUACUGAGUUGCCUGACAUCAAACGCAUCAUUGUGAAAACUGAUGCCAUUGAACAUCAGGCUCUUGUUAAGUUUUUUGGAACCCUUCCUCGAAAAUGGGCACUGGAGUGUAUGGAACAACUUUUACUUGUCAACCUUGGGGGAAAUCUUAAAAUAAUUGUGCAGACUUCCAAGGAAUAUUCGAAACAGCUGGGUGUUGAUGCAUGCAUCAAACUCUUUGAGAAAUUCAAUUCUGAUGAAGGAUUAUACCUUUUCUUGGGUGCACAUUUGAGAUCUAGUAAGAAUCCUGACAUUCACUUCAAGUACAUUGAAGUAGCUGUUAAAACGGGACAUAUUACGGAGGUAGAGCGUGUAACCCGGGAAUCAUGCUAUUAUGAUGCUGAGAAGACAAAGAACUUUCUAAUGAAGACCAACCUUCCAAAUGCACGGCCACUGAUUAAUGUGUGUGAUCGUUUUGGUUUUGUUCCUCAUCUCAUACAUUAUCUCUAUAGUCAAAACAUGCUUCAUUAUGUUGAAGAAUAUGUUCAAAGGGUCAAUCCUCAAAAGAUUCCUCUAGUUGUAGGGCAGUUGUUAGAUGAUCGAUGCCCUGAAAAUUUCAUUAAAGGUCUUGUACUUUCGAUUCGUUCUCCUUUCCCAGUUGAGCCUUUAGUUGAAGAAUUUGUAAAGAGGAAUCGUCUUCGUUUGCUUACUCAGAUCUUGGAGGAUCUUGUGUGGGAGGGGAGCCGAGAUGUACAUGUGCAUAAUGCUCUUGGGAGAAUCAUCAUUGACAGCAAUAGCAAUCCAGUACAUUUUCUCACAACCAACCUAUAUUAUGAUUCUCGUGUUAUUGGUAAAUAUUGUGAGCAAAGGGACCCAACACUUGCCGUUGUUGCUUACACAAGGGGGAAAUGUGAUUAUGAGCUUGUUAAUGUGACCAAUAAAAAUUCCUUGUUCAAACUCCAAGCCAGAUAUGUUAUGGAACGGAUGGAUGGUGGCCUCUGGAAAGAGGUUCUAAAUCCUGGGAACGUGUUUAGAAGACAGUUGAUUGAUCAAGUGGUGUCUACUGCUUUGCCUAAAUGCAAGAGUCCUGACCAAGUUUCAGCUGCAGUGAAAGCUUUUAUGACUGCCAAUCUUACCCAUGAAGUGAUUGACCUUCUCGACAAGAUUGUGCUACAUAAUUCUGCUUUUAGUGCAAACUUCACUCUAAAAAGCUUACUGAUCCUUGCUGCAAUAAAAGCAGAUCCUUUAAGAGUCAUGGGUUACAUAAAUAGGCUGGACAACUUUGAUGGCUCUGCUGUCGGGAAGGCGGCAGUGGAAGCACGCUUAUAUGAAGAAGCUUUUGCCGUUUUCAAGAAAUUUAAUCUGAAUGUUAAGGCUGUUAAUGUUCUGCUAGAUAACCUUAAGACCAUUGAUCGAGCUAUGGAGUUUGCAUUCUGCGUUGAAGAAGAUUCUGUAUGGAGCCAGGUGGCUAAGGCGAAACUAAGAAAAGGCUUAGUAAGUGAUGCAAUUGAGUUGUUCAUCCGUGCAGAUGAUGCCACUCAGUUUUUAGAGGUUAUAAAGGCUGCUGAAGUUGCAAAUGUAUACCAUGACCUAGUAAAGUACCUUCUCAUGGUUAGGCAGAAGACCAAAGAGCCCAAGGUGGACAGUGAGCUCAUUUAUGCGUAUGCAAAGAUUGGUCGGCUUGGAGAAAUUGAAGAGUUUAUUUUGAUGCCAAAUGUUUCUAAUUUGCCAAAUGUUGGAGACCGCUUGUAUGCUGAGGCGCUUUAUGAGGCUGCAAAAAUUAUAUUUGCUUUUAUCCCUGACUGGGCUAAGUUAGCAGUGACAUUGGUGAAGCUUCAACAAUUCCAAGAUGCUGUUGAUGCUGCUAAGAAAGCAAACAGUUUGAAAACAUGGAAGGAUGUUUGUUUUUCCUGCAUUGAUGCUGGGGAAUCCUCCUUAGCUCAGAUUUGUGGUCUCAAUGUUAUUGUUCAGGCGGACGAUCUGGAAGAAGUUUGCAAGUAUUAUCAGAACAGAAGACGCUUCAAUGAACUCAUCUCUCUAAUGGAGAAAGGGAUAGAACUGGAGUGUGCUCAUGAGAGUAUCUUUACUGAGUUGGGAGUUCUUUACGCAAGAUAUCGUCCUGAGAUGUUAAUGGAGCACAUUAAGUUGUUCUCAACCAACCUCAACAGUCUCAAGCUUUUUCAGGCGUGUGAUGAACAUCAACUCUGGAAAGAACUCACAUACCUAUAUGUGCAAUUUGAAGAGUUUAAUAAUGCUGCAAUCACUGUAAUGAAUCACUCUCGAGAAGCAUGGGACCACAUGCAAUUCAAACAUAUUAUAGUAAAUGUUGGUCGUGUAGAACUAUAUUAUAAGGCUGUUCAUUUCUACUUGCAAGAACAUCCUGAUAUUAUAAAUGAUCUUCUUAAUGUGCUUGCCCGUCAUGUGGAACAUGCCCGUAUUGUAGAAAUAGCGCAGAAGGCAGGCCAUAUCCGAUUGAUAAAGCCGUACAUGGUUGAAGUUCAAAGCAGCAAUGUGUUUUCUAUUAAUGAAGCUUUGCAUGAAAUUUAUGUUGACGAGGUGGACUACGAUAGACUUCGUAAAUCGAUAGAUCUGUAUGACAACUUCAAUCAGAUAGGUCUUGCACAGAAGAUUGAGAAGCACGAGCUCCUUGAGAUGAGACGUGUUGCUGCUUAUAUUUACAAGAAAGCUGGAAGAUGGAAACAGUCCAUUUGUAUGUUAAAGAAAGACAAACUUUACAAGGACUGCAUGGAAACUUGCUAUCAAUCUGGUGACCAGAAACUCUCAGAGGAUUUGCUUGUUUAUUUUAGUGAGCAGGGGAAGAAAGAGUGUUUUGCAUCGUGCCUCUCUACUUGUUAUGAUCUAAUACGGCCAGAUGUUGCAUUAGAGCUAGCUUGGAAGAACAAUAUGAUGGAUUUUUCCUUCCCUUAUCUCUUACAGUCUAUUCGGGAAUAUACGAGCAAGGUAGAUGAGCUUAUAAAAGACAAAGUUGAAGCAGAAAAUGAGAAGAAAGUUAAAGAAAAGGAGAGAAAGAACAUUAUUGCCCAACAGAUUCCACCGGCAUCAAGAAUUUCUGUUCAAAUUCGAAGCAAGUUCAGAUUUUUAUUUCAGAGCAUCGAGCAUUUCGUAUCGAAUAUUUUUCACCAGGAGCGUUCAGAUUGUUCUGUUCUGCACUACAGCAUUGUUCUUCACCAGGGCUGCAACAAUAUUCUUCACCGUGGGCGUUCAGAUUGUUCUGUUCAGCACAUCAUCCUCCAGAGGGAAUACAAGGUCGCACACCGAUUCCUUCAUCAACAGAUGGAUGUGCGUCAAAUGAAUGAAUCAGAACCUUGCAGCUCAUCAAUUGCAGGAAGUAUGUGGAGGAAGGAUAUAGUGACUGUUGGCUUAGUUGAUGGAUAAAUAAAUGGGAGCUUACAUUGACAAAAUCAAAUGUUUUGGUACACAAUAAUGCCAUUCGAUUAGUAUCAGAAAUUCAUGUAUUACAUAUGGCUUUUGCCUACCAUAAUUUCUAAACUAAUUGAAUUUUUGCAA
Messenger RNA from Medicago truncatula (barrel medic), 4360 nucleotides. RefSeq names its product clathrin heavy chain 1. Lineage: Eukaryota; Viridiplantae; Streptophyta; Magnoliopsida; Fabales; Fabaceae. The transcript is spliced from 21 exons. Gene Ontology annotation, biological process: intracellular protein transport; receptor-mediated endocytosis. Bases 131 to 4228 code for a protein of 1365 amino acids. Gene Ontology annotation, cellular component: clathrin complex; chloroplast; plasmodesma. Gene Ontology annotation, molecular function: clathrin light chain binding. The record is from RefSeq and is a predicted model, not a curated record.